AUGGGCAUCACUCUGAUUGGCAUUCUGCCCAUAACCAAUCCCAUAAAACUGAGGGUCUCCCUGACUCGGAAUGUUCAGACCAGCGUGCGAUCCAUAAACCAUGUUCAGGGGAUAGCGGCCCGUCUGUGCUUCGACUCCACUGACGGUAAAACAGUGCUUUUGAAACUGACACAGGUAGUUCUGUCGGCUUUUCCUCGUUCCCAGCGAGGAAACGAUAAGAUUUUAUACCAUUCUGAAGCGCAUUUCUUUGAUUCCUGGGGUUUUCAGGAGGUCGAAAUCAGCAUGGACAAACGACAGAUCCGCAUGAUUUUUCUUUUCCAAUCCAAAUUGGGCAGGAGUGCGACGGAAACGGACCGGGAUAUCAACGAUGACUUAGAUCUAGGUACGAUGAAUCAACGCACAGCACAGUGGUGGUUUGAAAAAUUUCGUACUGGUGAUGAGAGCCUGGAAGAUGAUGAGCGCAGUGGAGCGUUAGUGGAAGAGAAUCUACGUACAACGCUGAAGGAUAUUGGCUCAAGAUUGAGUGUUUCCAGCAGGACGAAGAAGCUCGAUAAGUGGGUGCCGCAUGAGUUGACUCAGCACCAGAAAGACCGCCGCUACGAGCUCGCCUCCGCCUUGCUUCUGCGCAACAGGAACAAUCCAUUUCUAGACCGUAUUAUGACGUGUGAUGAGAAAGGGAUUCUGCACGACAACCGUGUGUCGAUAGUAAUGGUUGUUAUUUCGAUUGAUGAAGUUUCGUUCAAGCCGAGAUAUAUGCAUUUGAAGUUUGAGGCGCAAAACCGCAAGAACUUUCUUCACGACCUAAUAAAAAAGGAGAAACCAGUAAAAGCUUUUCUUUUUUAUGCCCGAAUUAGCCGGAUAGAAGGAAUGCGAGCAGGGCAGUCACAAUACUGA
Molecule: messenger RNA, 894 nt
Organism: Haemonchus placei
Lineage: Eukaryota; Metazoa; Nematoda; Chromadorea; Rhabditida; Trichostrongylidae
Source: the annotation of a GenBank genome assembly